AUGUAUAGGAAAAAUGCCAACUUUGUUGAAUGCGAAGAAGAGGUGCUAGAAUACUGGAGAAACAGCAGAUGCUUUGAGAAGGCCUGUGAGAUGAGCAAGGGGCGGAAGAAGUUUACUUUCUAUGACGGGCCGCCGUUUGCAACAGGGCUGCCACACUACGGCCACAUUCUCAGCGGCACUGUUAAAGACACUGUCACAAGGUUCUUUUAUCAGCAAGGAUACGAUGUCGACAGAAGAUUUGGAUGGGACUGCCACGGGCUUCCUGUUGAGUAUGAGAUUGACAAGAAGCUAGGAAUAAGUAGCAGGGACGAGGUUCUGAAGAUGGGGAUUGGCAAAUACAAUGAGGAAUGCAGAAGUAUUGUUAUGAAGUAUAGUGGGGAGUGGGAAAAGACUGUGGAGAGGCUUGGACGGUGGGUAAGCUUUAAGAAUGGGUACAAGACUAUGGAUAAGGCAUACAUGGAAAGCGUGUGGAAUAUUUUCAAGGAGCUCUUCAAUAGAAAUCUGAUAUACAGAGGGUUUCGGGUGAUGCCAUUUUCCACGGCAUGCUCGACUCCGCUGAGCAAUUUUGAGUCGAACCAGAACUACAAGGAUGUCAGCGACCCGUCUGUGCUUAUUUCCUUUCCCCUUCUUGAGGCUCUUGAGGGGUACAAAGUGUCGCUGGUUGCAUGGACAACCACCCCCUGGACCUUACCGUCCAACUGUGCACUUGUAGUGAAUUCUGAGUUUGAGUAUGGGAUUUUUGAGCACAAGCAGAGGUUUUAUCUGAUGCAUGUUGGCAGGAUUGGAGAGUACUUCAAGGAUGCCAAGGUUCUCCGGAGGAUUUCUGGCCAGAGGCUUGAAGGGCUUGAAUACGAACAGCCAUUUCCGUACUUCGAAGAGUACAGGAAGAAAGGAUUCUUCAGAGUCUACACCUCAGGAUUUGUUACGGAUACGGAUGGCACUGGGGUGGUCCACUCUGCACCUGGGUUUGGGGAAAGCGACUAUAAUGUGUUUGUUGAGAAGGGGCUGAUACGUGAGAAUGACCUUGUUCCCUGUCCUGUCGAUGAGAAUGGGAGGUAUACUAGCGAAGUGAAGGACUAUGCUGGAAGGUAUGUGAAGGACUGCGACAAGGUCAUUCUUUCUGACAUCAAGGACAGAGUUCUCAUGAACCAAAGGAUAGUGCAUAAGUAUCCAUUCUGCUGGAGAUCUGAUACGCCCCUGCUGUAUAAGCUUGUUCCAAACUGGUUUGUGAAGGUCAGGGAUCAUGUGGACUCUCUUCUGAGGAACAAUGAGAAGAUAAACUGGGUUCCCAAGGAUAUAAAAUACAAGAGAUUCCACAACUGGCUAGAAAAUGCAAGGGAUUGGUCUAUCUCAAGAAACAGGUUCUGGGGAACACCGAUUCCUUUAUGGACCACUGAGGACUAUAGUGACAUGAUAUGCGUGGGAUCGAUAGGUGAGCUUGAGAGACUGAGCGGAAGAAAGAUUUCCGACAUUCACAGGGAGUUUAUUGAUGACAUUGUCAUACACAAGGAUGGAAAGGAGUACAGAAGGGUUGAGGAGGUUCUUGACUGCUGGUUUGAAAGCGGGAGUAUGCCGUAUGCACAAGACCACUGGCCGUUCUGUAGGGACGUUAGCACAGACCUCAAGCACCUUUCUGUGGCAGGCGAAGGGGAGAAGCAUGCAAAGCUUGUGAAAGAAAACUUCCCAGCCAAUUUCAUAGGAGAGGGGCUUGAUCAGACAAGAGGAUGGUUCUAUACUCUCCAUGUGAUAUCCUCGCUUCUAUUUGAUCAGCCUGCAUUUCUCAAUGUGGUUGUCAAUGGGAUAGUACUUGCAGAGGAUGGGCGAAAGAUGAGUAAGAGGCUAAAGAACUACCCAGAUCCCUCUCUUAUACUCAACACCUAUGGUGCAGACUCUCUCAGGAUGUAUUUAAUAUCGAGUCCUGUUGUUGAAGCAGAGAAUCUGAGGUUCAAUGAGAGCGGGGUCAAAGAGGUUCUGAAGACACUGAUAAUCCCGUGGUACAAUUCGCUAGGAUUCUACUUAGAGAAUAAGGGUGUUAAACCUGACGACGAAUGUCUACCUAUGGAUGGAUGGAUAAGGGCAUCCUUCAACAACUUCACAACAUCUUUGACAGAAAAGAUGAAAGGAUACGAGCUUUCUUCUGUGCUGACUUUAGCACUAAGGUUCAUUGACGACCUAUCGAAUUGGUAUAUCAGGAUGUAUAGAAAGGAGAUAAGGUCAGGACACCAUGCUGUUCUCGGAGAGAUUCUUCAGAAGUUCUCGAUUGUAAUGGCACCGUUCACCCCUUUCUUCAGUGAGUAUUCCUAUCAAUCCCUUAGUCCCGGAGAGAGUGUCCACUUCCAGGAGUAUCCUGUGUGCAAUAGCGAGACACAUCCAUUUGAGAUGGCAAAGAGCGUGAUAACUGCAGUAAGACGGCUCAGAGAAAUGAACUCAAUAUCUCUAAAGACGCCUCUGAGGAGUGCCACACUAGUGAGUAGUAAUAGUCUUUACGAGGAGAUUAGGGAUUACACAGAUGCAAUCAAAACAGAAUGCAAUGUCCUGGAGCUUCUCCAUAAGGAGGAAGGCAAGUCUAUGUUUGACAUCACCGUGAAGCCAAACUUCCUGAGCCUGAAAAGAGACAAGGCCACUAUGAAGAAAAAGAUGGAGAUAAUCAAAAACCUCUCGAGUGACCAGAUGUACUCACUUCUAGGCUCUUCAUUGAAUGUGGGGGAUCUUGAGAUUCUUCAGGACGAUGUAUUAAUUGUGAAGAAAAUCAAGUGCGAUAAGGGAAUAAGCCAGGAGUUCGGAGACUUUAGCAUAAUCAUUGAUGAUACUCAGGAUGAAAAUAUUGUUGAAAUGAAAGUUGCAAGGGAGUUCCAUAGUUAUGUCCAAAAGCUGAGGAAGUCUGUGGGCCUAAGCAUUAAUGAUGAUGUGGUGGUGGACAUUGAAUGCCCAGAUUUGAAGAGAAUUGUGAAUAAGUAUUUCGACAUUUCCUUUGGAAACCUGGGGACUCUAUGUGGAAAAGGCUCAUAUGAGUUCAAUGGUGGCUCGCAUCCUGUUUCCCUCUACAAGAAGGCCCAGUCCUGA
Molecule: messenger RNA, 3063 nt
Organism: Encephalitozoon hellem ATCC 50504
Lineage: Eukaryota; Fungi; Microsporidia; Unikaryonidae
Product: isoleucyl-tRNA synthetase
Exons: 1
Coding region: 1-3063 (1020 amino acids)
Biological process (GO): isoleucyl-tRNA aminoacylation
Molecular function (GO): tRNA binding; aminoacyl-tRNA deacylase activity; ATP binding
Source: RefSeq, a predicted model, not a curated record